Fusarium odoratissimum NRRL 54006 is the source of this 1636-nucleotide messenger RNA. RefSeq lists its product as uncharacterized. NCBI's taxonomy places the organism in Eukaryota, Fungi, Ascomycota, Sordariomycetes, Hypocreales, Nectriaceae. The coding region runs from base 1089 to 1577 and encodes 162 amino acids. The transcript has 2 exons. The record is from RefSeq and is a predicted model, not a curated record.
CAUGCCGAGAAAUCCAGGCGCGUAAUGCCGUGAGAUCUGGUGUCAGGGUGCAAGGUUUAGCCCCAGUCAGUUGUACCACGUAUUAUCCCUGUCCUCUGGUUCUUCAACAAUACGUUUUCGACUCGAGACUCGCUCAUGCCUAGGAGCCAGAUCACAACAUGGUGAGCAACACAAGACGAUACGCCGCAUCGGCUCCCACUAUCUUGUGGGGGCAUCCUUUUCUUCUGCAACCGAGCACAUGAUCCAGGGGAUCGUUGAUGACGCAUCGCAGGUUCGAAGACUCCGACCCAGUGCUAUUAGGAACAUCCCGAGUCGAUAAGGUGGCUAGGGUGGCAGUCCGGCCCGUGACGAGGGACACUCAGAUCUCACUAUAAGGUGCUAUGCAGACGUUCUACUCACAGAUGCACUUGCCUAUCAAUAAAGUCAGAGCAGGCUUUAUUUUAUGAUGGUCAAACAUGCUAGCUGUGGCUUCACAUCAUCUUCGGAGUGCAAGCAGCUCUUCAGGCUCCCUCUACUAGCAGAUUUCUUCCCCCCACUAUGCAGCUGUCACUGCCAGGUGCAUAGUGUCAGGUUGGAAAGCUCUGGGCGGGCCUUCAUUUCAACUAGCUACAGCGUGAAGGGAAACAUCCGAACCUGGCUGCCUCAGUCGUCUGGUCUUCUCGACACCCUGUCUUCCUUUCCAGCUGUUGCAUGGAGUCGCUUCGAAACUGACUCGAGUUGUGUGGUUUGGCGUCUAAUCAAGUUUUCAUGACGUUGCCGUUGACUACUGCAGCCUUUAAUAAACGGCUGACUACUGGAUUCUGCGGCUAGUGCGAUCCCACCGACCACUCCGAGUUCCAUCAGGUAGGUAUUGCGCAGGAAUACAUCUGGACCCUGCACUGCGCACACAGGAAAAGGAGCAGUCCGUACCAUCUAGUGAAUGCAACAGUACCAUCGUGGACACAUACGCAGACAAAUUUUCCGUCUUGGUGAGCGCUAGAUCUUUAAUCGUUGAGCUUGAUUUGCGGUGAUGGCGGCCCAGACAGAUAAAUACCCUUGUCGCUCAAGCGGGCCAAGCAUGGCAUGCGCAUGGCAUUACCGGAUGAGCCAUGUUGCUUAUGGGCACCAGUGCAUAUUAUCGCAUCUUGUCGACGUCUGCGGCCAUGAUUAAAUCUCCGGUUCCAAGGAUGUUUUGCGCCGCCACCGCCGCCGUCACUAAUUUUCGACGUCGUUGUCGUGCCUCUACAUCGGCACUCCUCCUCCGAGCGGCCGCUCCUCACUAUCACCCCAGAAAGUCACAUUACGACCAUGCAAGCUCGAUGAAGACGGAGAAUCGUUUGCACAGUCUCAAUACACACAAACGAGACAAAGUUGUAUUAUGUAUGGAGGAGAGUGUAUUGGCUGCAAUACCUUUGGUCACAAUCUUAGCUCAAGGUGUGGCACAACAGACUGCUUCUGGAAUCUCGUCUAAAGCUCGAUUAAUAUGUCGAAUUGGCAUAUUGACCUCCCACGCCAUACAACAGAAGAGGGUCACGCAGCUAUAUUGCAACAGGGUCUCACUCUAUGCAUGCUAUAAUUUGCCAAAACUUGGGGCGUAGUUCUUCUAAUCGCCUCGGGGUAUGUUCUCCUGGCUGGAUGGCAGUGUAAUGGUUCUGAU